Messenger RNA from Telopea speciosissima, 954 nucleotides. RefSeq lists its product as uncharacterized. The transcript has 5 exons. Lineage: Eukaryota; Viridiplantae; Streptophyta; Magnoliopsida; Proteales; Proteaceae. Bases 31 to 561 code for a protein of 176 amino acids. The record is from RefSeq and is a predicted model, not a curated record.
UGGUUGUGAGAUACCGUUAGGGUUUGGUUAAUGGCAAAAAGAAGAGCUAAAAGAAAUGUUACUAAAGCAUCUGCAACACUUUCCAGCAAUUUAAAUGAUGAUCAUCAAGAGACACAAAUCGAGAAGCAACAGCUUGCAUUAAGCGAUCAUGAAGUUGAAUGCCAAAUCGCUCCUAUUAGGGCAAUUCGUGAUCUGGAGAUAGAGCGUCUUCUAAUUAGGUUGCGAUUACUUCGCUCAAAUCUCAGUGAAGAACAUCUGAAAAUCCCUAUACUACAAUUUUUGAAAGAAAACUUACCAAAACUGUCAGUGGUAAGAGAUGAAAGGAACAGACAAUUUGAGUUGGAAUGGAAGGAUAAAGAUACCAACUUGUCCAUUAGCCACACCGACGAUAGGAAUAUACGUCCAUCUCUUUUGCAAUUGAUGUCAAUGGCUUAUCCUGAUUGCGCUACUGAAAUUCCAAAUUGCAAUGGCUAUGAGCACUUAAGUAACACUGUGAAAAUGAAUACCUUCAGUGGUGCAAACCUGCAGAUACCAGACUUUGUGUGUCCACUCUCCGCUUAAGUCUAUGCUACUGUUGUUAUCAUGAAACUUCAUAGCAUUGUUUCUCUAUCCUCAUCCUUCUGAGCUUCUCCUGUUUUGAAAAAUAUUUAAAUAUGUAGGAUUCGAAGGAGCAGUCACAUACUCAGAUGCUUCAAUUACAAGAUUCCUUUCCUAAUCCUGGGAUGAAUGCCCAGAGCUCUUCCAAUGGCAUGAAACCCCAAACACUAAGGCUACCAAAGCAUGGUGAGAUGCUUUUAUCUGUCCGUGGCUCGCCCCUUGGAGUUUUCAAUGAGGAUAACAUGGAAGCAAUACAUGAAUCAGAAGAAGGUUAACUGGUCUGGAAUUGUUUUAGUUACAAGUAAUAACUGAUGGCUUAAACUCAAACAUUGUUUGUUAUCUCAAAGUUGGUGUUGA